Molecule: messenger RNA, 810 nt
Organism: Malassezia globosa CBS 7966
Lineage: Eukaryota; Fungi; Basidiomycota; Malasseziomycetes; Malasseziales; Malasseziaceae
Exons: 1
Coding region: 1-810 (269 amino acids)
Source: RefSeq, a predicted model, not a curated record
AUGCUUACUGGCGCCACAACCGCCGGCACUUGCUACGUACUUGGUGCAAAGUACCCGCCCCGUGCCAUUCCCUUUAUAUUUUCUCCAUACUCGACAAAUGCUAGUGACAUGUCCGCUGACGAAGCUGCGGCUCACUGCCAUGACAUUGAGCGAGCUAUGCAUUCGCUGCCCAUUGUCCAAGAGCAUCUUUCGCGCUCUUUCGAGUACCCAUCCGCAAAAGAGGUGCGCGAGAAGCAUGGCAUUACGUAUGAUACGGAACUAGCAAACCGAGAGACGGCCGAUUAUGCGAUCCUUCGUCCAUUUGUGCAUGUUCCGCCCGGACGCCUCGAGACACAACUCACUGCGGGGAGCCUGCGCGGUGCGCACAUGUUUGCGACGACACCAAUGAUUUUCUCCAAGACGCAAGCUGGUGUUAGGAGUGGCGGCGGCACAGAAGGCGACGGCUUCGUUGUCCUACAUCUCGGCAAGAACUUGUGUGGUUAUGAGGGCGUUGUCCAUGGCGGCCUCAUUGCCACUGUGUUCGAUGAAGCACUUGCCCGCACCGCGUUCUAUGGACUGCCGAGUAACGUUGGCGUCACUGGCAAGCUUGAGCUGCGCUAUCGCAAGCCUGUGGUCGCUGACCGGUUCUAUGUCGUCGAAACCGAGAUUGUCGAACGAAUCGGACGAAAGUGCUUCGUUAACGGCUACUUGCUAGAACCAAAGUCCCGCUCGGUGUUGGCUGAAGCCAAUGGCGUGUUUAUUGAGCCACGUUGGGCUAAGUAUGCUUCAUGGGUCGGUGGCGUCAAUAUCCGUAAGCAGCUUGAGAAGUAA